UUAGUCACGUCGCGGCCAUAUUGAAAACGAAAACGAGGCUUGAUCGAACGGAAGUGAUUCUCUACUAUACGAAGACGAAUGAUGGACGGAAAAUGGACCACAAAUCUUCUGCUCUUGCUUCCUAUAACUGCGGCAUUAAUCGAUAAAUGGGCGGACGAGAAACACCGGAUCCCCAAACUUGUCCAGACCAAAGGGUACAGCAACUGGAUCGAGGGAUAUGUCCAUGAUGUUGAAGGUGGACCUUUCACUGGAAAGUCCCUUUAUUGAAAAGGCAGAAUGCAACUGCAAAGCAGGCCAAGGACAUUGUGCACAUGUUAUUGGGUUGCUCUACACUGUAGCACACUAUAUAAAAUUAGGCUGCAAGUCUGUCCCUCCUGUGGAGAGCAAGACUUCUUUGCCACAAACCUGGCACAUCCCCCGACGCUCAAUGGGGUUAAGUCCAAAACCCAUUACUGAGGUACAAAUAAAUAAAAUAAAACCCCAGCAAAAUGACUUUCCCCCUGCCAAACAGAUGAGAAGUGAAAGAAUAGUCAGCAAUCUGUACUGUCCAGUGCCACUCCCACUUCCUUGUAAGGAUUUUGCACAGAGGCUGAAGUCAAAUCUUAAUGACAUAGGUAGUACAUGUCAGUUGGUCACACUAAUGAACUUGCCCUCAUAUCAGCCACAGUAUGUGCCCUCACCAUAUGGUGAUGUACCUCUGGGCUCCAUCCUGAGUUAUCAGACUCGCCCUGCAGUUAUCCAGUCUGAUGACUACCCCCCCUUCCCUUUGCCCCCACAGCCAAGAGACUAUGCCACUGUUCUUGGUGAAGAGGAGAUGGACUACUACAGUGGUAUAUCUAUGACUCAGACUGACUCUGAACUCCUGGAGAAUGAGACAAGAGGCCAAAGCAUGAACAAGGUCUGGCAUCGCGUGCGGUCUCAGCGCAUUACUUCGUCUAAUUUUAAAAGGGUGUGCUCAAGACGAGCUGACUUUGACAGUCUUGCUGCAGAGCUCACGAGGAAUAAAAAAACAGUGCAGACCAAAGCUAUGUGGAGGGGAAUUGAAAUGGAACCAGUGGCUGCAGCAAAGUACACUGCAUUAACAGGAACCGUUGUUCUACCAUGUGGUUUUGUGGUAAACCCAAACGCUCCCCACUUAGGGGCAUCCCCAGACGGAAGAGUGAUUGACCAAUCCGAAGAUUCUCCCUACGGCCUCUUAGAAAUUAAGUGCCCAGACAAAAGCACAUGUGCAGAUUGUCCAUAUCUUAUCCGACAGGCAGAUGGUGAUUUAGCGUUAAAAGUUGACCAUGAAUAUCAAUUCCAGAUACUCGGACAGAUGGGUGUUAGUGGAGCAAAGUGGUGUGACUUCUUUGUGAUGUCUCACAAUGACUUCCACUUGGAGCGACUACACUUCGAUGUCAAAAAGUGGGAAGAAGUAAAAUCUAAACUAGACUACUUUUAUUUCCAGCAUUUUUUGCCAGCACUAUUUAGAUAG
Messenger RNA from Hypomesus transpacificus, 1474 nucleotides. RefSeq lists its product as uncharacterized. Lineage: Eukaryota; Metazoa; Chordata; Actinopteri; Osmeriformes; Osmeridae. Gene Ontology annotation, molecular function: zinc ion binding. The transcript is spliced from 2 exons. The record is from RefSeq and is a predicted model, not a curated record. The coding region runs from base 218 to 1474 and encodes 418 amino acids.